Dromiciops gliroides (monito del monte) is the source of this 10516-nucleotide messenger RNA. RefSeq names its product neurofascin (gene NFASC). Gene Ontology annotation, molecular function: cell-cell adhesion mediator activity. Bases 305 to 4651 code for a protein of 1448 amino acids. The record is from RefSeq and is a predicted model, not a curated record. The transcript is spliced from 33 exons. Gene Ontology annotation, biological process: brain development; cell-cell adhesion. Lineage: Eukaryota; Metazoa; Chordata; Mammalia; Microbiotheria; Microbiotheriidae.
AUAAUAAUAAUGCUCUGUUUAUGCCAGUGAGGGCUGAGGAGGUUGGCUGGUAGUGGGGAGGAAUCUUUAAUUAUUCUGACUCCUCACUGGGCAGGGCUGCAGUGUUUGCCCUGCGGUCAGAGCUCAAGGGAAGAAGCAUCAGAUCUGAAUAUUUUGUUCUGACAUUGUCUCCUUGCUGGGAUGGUGGGGGGCUUGAGAGGCUCCUAGUUUUCCACUCUCCUCCCCACUUCCCUACCUACUUCUCCAUGGAGGGCACUCUGGAGUGGGACAAAGGAGACUAAGAAGAUCCAGGACAAACAGGAGCAUGCUACCUGCAGAGAGAGUGAGCAGUAGCAGUCAAAAGGCAGGAACCCAGGAGAAAGAAUCUGGAAAGGAGCAGACAAAACCCCCAAAGAGAUCACUUGACUUAUGUGCAGUUUGGGAAAGUGGAGUUUUCCAUCCCUCUGCUGGCCAGGACAGUGCCUCCAAUACUGUUUUGAAAAGGCGGGUGAACGAAACAGAGAAGCUGAGCUCUCUGCAGGCAGUCCACCUUGAGCGGCAUCAGGAGACGGUGAGGCCCAGAGGAAAGGGGAGCUGGGAUCGGGGCCCAGCACCCAGGAUGGCUGUGUGGCCACUUCUCUGGAUCCAUGCGACUUUCAUCCUCUGGCUCGUCAGCCUUGUUGGGGCCAUUGAGGUUCCUCUGGAUCCAAACAUUCAAAAUGAGCUAUCUCAACCCCCAACCAUCACCAAGCAGUCAGUGAAAAAUUAUAUCGUGGAUCCUCGGGAUAACAUCAUCAUUGAGUGUGAAGCCAAGGGGAACCCUGCCCCCAGUUUCCAGUGGACACGAAAUAGCCGGUUCUUCAACGUGGCCAAGGACCCCCGGGUGUCAAUGUUCCGCCGGUCCGGGACACUGGUGAUUGACUUCCGGAGUGGUGGGCGACCUGAAGAGUAUGAGGGAGAAUACCAGUGCUUUGCCCGAAACAAAUUUGGGACAGCCCUAUCUAACAGGAUCUUCCUGCAGGUGUCAAAGUCACCCCUGUGGCCCAAGGAAAACCUGGAUCCUGUAGUGGUUCAAGAGGGAGCCCCCCUGACUCUCCAGUGUAACCCCCCUCCAGGGCUGCCAUCUCCUGUCAUCUUCUGGAUGAGCAGCUCUAUGGAGCCUAUUAACCAGGACAAGCGUGUCUCCCAAGGCCAGAAUGGGGAUCUGUACUUCUCCAAUGUUAUGCUCCAGGAUGCCAAGACUGACUACAGCUGUAAUGCCCGCUUCCAUUUUACCCACACCAUCCAGCAGAAAAACCCAUUCACGCUCAAGGUCCUCACCACCCGAGGAGUUGCAGAAAGGACGCCCAGUUUCAUGUAUCCCCUGGGCACGUCAAGCAGCCAGAUGGUGCUGAGGGGCAUGGACUUGCUCCUGGAGUGUAUCGCCUCAGGGGUACCAGCACCAGACAUCGCAUGGUACAAGAAAGGUGGGGACCUCCCAGCUGGCAAGGUCAAAUUUGAAAACUUUAAUAAGGCCCUGCGCAUCACCAAUGUCUCAGAGGAGGACUCUGGGGAAUAUUUCUGUCUGGCCUCCAACAAGAUGGGCAGCAUCCGGCACACGAUCUCGGUGAGAGUAAAGGCCGCUCCUUAUUGGCUAGAUGAACCUAAGAACCUUAUCCUGGCCCCGGGUGAAGAUGGGAGGCUGGUGUGUCGGGCCAAUGGGAACCCCAAGCCCACCGUCCAAUGGCUGGUGAAUGGGGAUCCUUUAGAAGCGGCGCCUCCCAACCCAAGCCGUGAGGUAGCUGGAGACACCAUCAUCUUCCGAGACACUCAGAUUGGCAGCAGUGCAGUGUAUCAAUGUAAUGCAUCCAAUGAUCACGGUUACCUUUUAGCCAAUGCCUUUGUCAGUGUUCUGGAUGUGCCCCCUCGGAUGUUGUCCCCUCGGAACCAGCUCAUCAAGGUGAUCCAUUACAACCGGACUCGGCUGGACUGUCCUUUCUUUGGGUCCCCAAUCCCCACCCUCCGAUGGUUUAAGAACGGGCAGGGGAGCAACCUGGAUGGUGGCAACUACCAAGUCCACGAGAAUGGCAGCUUGGAAAUGACUAUGGCCAGAAAGGAAGACCAAGGCAUCUAUACCUGCGUGGCCACCAACAUCCUGGGCAAAGCAGAGAACCAAGUCCGCCUGGAGGUCAAAGACCCCACCCGGAUAAUUCGGGUGCCUGAGGACCAGGUGGUCAAGAGAGGUUCAAACGUCGUGUUGGAGUGUCGAGUGAAGCAUGACCCCACCCUGAAGCUUACAGUCAACUGGCUGAAGGAUGAUGAGCCGCUCUACAUUGGAAACAGGAUGAAGAAGGAAGAGGACACCCUUACCAUCUUUGGUGUGACUGACCGGGACCAAGGCAGCUAUACCUGUAUGGCCAGCACCGAGCUUGACCGAGACAUAGCCAAGGCCUAUCUCACCGUGCUAGCUGCUCAGGCUGUUCCAACUAACCGUAUGGCUCCCCUGCCCAAAGAGCGACCAGAUCCUCCUCGAGACCUAGAACUGACUGACCUGGAGGAGAGGAGUGUGAGACUGACCUGGAUCCCGGGGGAUGACAACAACAGCCCCAUCACAGAGUACAUCGUACAGUUUGAAGAGGACCAGUUCCAGCCUGGUGUGUGGCACAGCCAUUCGAAACACCCAGGCAGCGUCAAUUCAGCAGUCCUUCAGUUGUCCCCAUAUGUCAACUACCAGUUCCGGGUCAUCGCAGUCAAUGAUGUUGGAAGCAGUCAUCCCAGCCUCCCAUCUGAGCGCUACAGGACCAGCGGUGCACCCCCAGAGUCCAAUCCGGGUGAUGUAAAGGGAGCUGGGUCCAGAAAGAACAACAUGGAAAUCACGUGGACGCCCAUGAAUGCCACAUCUGCAUUCGGACCCAACCUCCGCUACAUUGUGAAAUGGCGGCGGCGGGAAGGAAGGGAGAGCUGGAACAAUGCCACGGUGUGGGGUUCCCGUUACACAGUGGUGCAGACCCCUGUCUACGUGCCUUAUGAGAUCCGAGUGCAGGCAGAGAAUGAUUUUGGGAAGGGACCGGAGCCAGACACUGUCAUUGGCUACUCUGGGGAAGAUUAUCCCAGGGCUGCACCUACUGAUGUAAAAGUUCGGGUCCUGAACAGCACGGCCAUCAGCCUUCAGUGGAACCGAGUCUACCCGGACACGGUCCAGGGUCAGCUUAGAGAGUAUCGAGCUUAUUUCUGGAGGGAGAGCAGCUUGCUGAAGGGCCUGUGGGUGUCUCAAAAGAGACAAUUUGCCAGUUUCUCCAGCGACCGAGCCCGGGGCGUGGUGUCAAGCCUGUUUCCCUACAGCAACUACAAACUGGAGAUGGUUGUGGUCAAUGGGAGAGGCGAUGGGCCUCGCAGUGAAGUCAAGGAGUUCACCACCCCAGAAGGAGUACCCAGUGCCCCCAGACGUUUCCGAGUCCGGCAGCCCAACCUGGAGACAAUCAACCUGGAAUGGGAUCACCCAGAACACCCCAACGGGAUCCUGACAGGAUACAAUCUUAAAUACCUUGCCUUUAAUGGAACCAAGACAGGAAAGGCUGUGAUUGAGACCUUCUCUCCCAAUCAGACUAAGUUCUCAAUACAAAGAGCAGAUCCCGUGUCCCGAUACCGCUUCUCCCUCAGUGCCAGGACCCAAGUGGGUUCUGGGGAAGUGGUCACAGAGGAGUCGCCAGCUCCACCAAAUGAAGCUACUCCAACCCCAGCUCCCACCAUGUUGCCUCCAACUACAGUCAGUGCGACAAGUGCCGUGAUCGGUACUGAGGUUACUGCCGUAGCUACCACCGUCGCUGCCACAACUGUCCCCACUGCUGCACCUACCACUACUACCACCACUGCUGCCACCACCACCACCACCACCACCACCGUCGCUACAACUGCUUCUACUACCACUACUGCUGCCACCACUACCACGGAGAGUCCUCCAACCGCCGUGACUAAGAUACAGGACACUGCCCCCUAUGGACAGUCCAUAUGGAACUUCACGGUGAAGGCCAACAGUAAAUCGGCCAACCUCACAUGGGACCACAAUCUCGAGCCAGGAACUGACUUUGUGAUUGAAUAUUCCUACAGCAACCAUUCAACAAAAAUUCACUCUGUUAAGGCCCAGUCUUUCUCGGUGACCGACCUCAAUCCCGGGAUUUUCUACUCGUUCCGGGUUUAUUCCCAAAACAGGCCCGCUAUCACGAGUUCCCUCGUCACUGUUCAGACCGCUACUGAUUCAGCAUUCACCAAGAACCAGGUGGACAUCGCCACCCAGGGAUGGUUCAUCGGCCUCAUGUGUGCGAUUGCUUUGCUGGUGCUGAUCCUGCUCAUCGUUUGCUUCAUCAAAAGAAGUAGAGGAGGGAAAUACCCAGUUCGAGAAAAGAAAGAUGUUCCCCUUGACCCUGAAGACCAGAAGGAAGAGGAUGGUUCUUUUGAUUACAGUGAUGAGGAUAACAAGCCCCUACAAGGAAGCCAGACAUCCUUGGAUGGCACCAUCAAGCAGCAAGAGAGCGACGACAGCCUGGUGGACUAUGGCGAGGGGGGAGAAGGACAGUUUAAUGAGGAUGGAUCUUUCAUUGGCCAAUACACAGUCAAAAAGGACAAGGAAGAGACAGAAGGGAAUGAAAGCUCAGAGGCCACAUCGCCUGUCAAUGCCAUCUACUCCCUGGCAUAGCUCGGCCCAUAUAGACACAGCCACUCUAGUCAAGGGGGGGGAGGGGAAGCGGGAGGAAAAAAACCCACUGCAGACUGACUACUAAACCACCACCACCCAAAGGGAUGAGGGACAGCAUGGCAAUCAGAGACGCCAGUGUCAGGGGAUCAGCUGAGCCGAGUGGACCUGUGACAGCCCAGCCAACAGCAAAGCCUCUCCCCCUUCCUCUCCCCUCCCUCCCCCUACCCCACCCCCCGGGUGCCAACAGGGUGAUCACAGAGCUGGAGACCAGACUUGAGCUGAGCCAGAAGGGAACAGGUUCCUGGGGUUCAGUCAAAUAACCAACGUGAGCUUUCAGAACCCAACCGUCCCUGUCCCCUCCACCUUACCCCCAAUAUGCACACAAGUUAUUUGGCAACAUUUCACCUAUGGUACCUCUCUCCUUCAUACCCUACCCCAUACCAUCCCCUUAGUUCUCUUCCAAAAAAGGUUUCCACUUUUGUUUUUCUUUUGGAGGUCAAUCCCUGGAAGAGAAUGGAGGGAUGACCCCUCCCCAGAGAGCAGAAAGAGACUGGCAAAAGGAUCAAUCGGCAACAGGACAGAGAAUCUCUAGUAUUCAGACACUUCUGAGCCCCUUCAUUUCCAAAGGAUGCCUUUCUGGCCAUAUGUGCGCCUCCCCCUGCCCCCUCCUCUUCAGCCUUUGUCCACACCAACCUGGGCCCGCCUUCUUUCUGCAAAACAACAGUAUUUUUGGACAGAGGGAGGGUGAGGAGGGUCUCGAGCCUCUCUCUGGCUCGUGUUGGGAGCUGGGUACACAUCUUGCGACCACUCCCUUAUGAGGUGGGGCUAUACUUCCCCACCCACCUCGAAAUCACGUGGAGUUCCUUUUAUCCUGAAGAAGAGGUCUUGGACUGCAGGAAAAAGAAGGUGGUGCUUGAAUGGAAGGCCUUUGACUGCUGUGACCAGGUCUAGCUAGAUGUAAAGCCUAGGUCUGGGUACCUGAGGAAGGUAGGAGUGUUUGGGCCUCAAAAAGGAACAGAAGGAAGCAGGCUUUGGGUUUUGGCUUUCCUCCUCUCCCCCUAGUAAAGCUCCAGAUUUGACAGAAGAGUAGAAGGAGAACAACCAAGAUACUGAAGUUGCCCCCUGACCUGGAAGUAGAUGAGAAAGAGUCCAGCACGGCUACCCCGGAGGAGACUGCACCUUGUCCCAGCAGAAUAACAUCCAUAAGCUUGGCCAGUUGGAGACGUGUGAGACGGCUUUCCCUUGUUCCUCUCCAAUGUGCUGGAUAUCAUCUCCAUGCUCCCUGUUCAGGAGGGUAUCAUGACUCACAUGUUACAUGUCAUGCGGAUGGUGGUCGCUGGUGGGUUACUGAAAGGCCUCAGCCAACAAGUCUGUUCCCCCCUGAGACAGAACUGGUGUUAUCCUUCUGUUGGGGUAUUUACAUAUCAGAAGAACCUAAGGUAACAAUACUAACAGCACUCUACCACCUCUGCCCAGAUAGGAAUCCCUCUCAUUGCGAUGUUCUUCCUAUGCCUUACCCAGCUCCCGGCUAUCCUCGGAGGUCCGGGGUUCCCGGUCCCUCGCUGCAAGCCCCCAUGCCCCUGAGGCAUCAGACUCAUGGAGAAUCCGGCCACCUAUGCAAUGCUUCAUAGCAGAAGAAGAAAUGACCACUCAGUGCCCGCCCUGGACCAAUGGUGAGUGGAGUCAUUUUCCCACCAGCAGUACUGAGUGACGGUGCUGCCUUUGUGGUCCCCACCGAGCGCAUUUUUUAAAAACCAAAGUUCCCUAGCCUGUGUGCGUGAUACAGCGAGAGGGUGCGCAGUCCUGCAGACCUGUUCUGUAGCUGUAGCUUAUCUCCAGAGGAUGUUGAUAUUUCACCUGUCAUGGAUCAAGUAGUAGCCACUGGUUGGUGAAAGAACCUCAAUGGUGACAAGGCUAAACCUUCCAGAUACAUUGUUUCUCAGUGACAUUUGCCACAUCUCCAAGCCCCAAAGGUAUUAACAACAAAAUUACUUUGUGUGAUGUAAAAAUAAUUCAGAUGAAGCUUAAACUGUCCUGUGCCAACAGGGCAGGUAGGGAAACAUAGCAGAGAGCUAGGCUGGGUGCAUUAUUCAAACCUGAGAGCGAUCAGAUGCCCCAUGGACUGGACUGCUAUAGCACGAGACCUAUUUUCAUAGGAAGACGCUCUCUGGUGUUGAAAUGGGGCAGGGCAAAAGGCUGGGGGAAGCAAAUUCAGGGCCUCCUUUGCUCCUACAUAGAGGUAACAGGCCAUUCUGUUGGAAGCAUGGGGCACCCCAAAGGGAAGGAUGUCUUCCUCCAGAGGAAAGUAUCCCCAUGGGACUAUUUAAGAACCUUUCUAGCAAGGACCUUGAGGGAAGAAAAGACCAAAGUCUCCUUUGGUCCCCUGUUCUAGUGUUCCAACAGCCUUGAUUUCCCCGACUGCCGAGGUAAUAAAGGUGCUGUCCCACUUCAAAUUGUUUGUGAGAUGCCUAUUCGAGGUUGGAGACUCAGCCUGCUGCUGGGGGAGCAAGUGUUCUCUCUCCACCCAGCUGACUGACCCAUGCUUCAUGUGCUUCAUCAAAUCCAUACAGCACAUGGGCUCACCAGGGGCAGGGCAGGGCACCCGCAGUGUGGGCAGCUGCCUCUGGGAAGCAGAGCAUCAGGGAUCACCAGGUCAGGUACAACCCCAUGCUGGCAUCAGCCCCAGUUCAGCAGGCAAAUAGUAUUGGCCAGCGUUCACUGCUGGGUUGGGUCUCUCAAGCAACCAUCAGAAGACGUAACUACAGCAGGUGCCAGGAGUUUAGAAGAAAACACAACAACAACAAUAACCACAACAAUUUAAAACAAAUAAAACUAAAACCAGGUGCUUCAGCCAGCCAGUCUGGCUGGGAUUGGGGGUGGGGGUGGGUGUGGGAAUGUUGGUUACCUUGCCAGGGCUUCAGCAGUAUCAACAUCAGGCUCACUGUUGGGGAGGAAAGCCAAAUUUGACGACCCAGGUCUUGUUCCCUCCCCUCCCAAAUUGGCUGUGCUGCAGUCCCAUCACAAGGCUGUUUAUCCUCACCUCUAGACCACAAGGGCUGUGACUUCCUCUGUCUUUGAACAAAGUGGGUAUUGAAUUGUUGACCACAGUGCAUCGUGUGGAAGCUUAAUAGCUCUUUGGCUCCAAGCCCUAGGGAAGAGCCCAGAGAGGACAUGCAGAACUCCUUGUUAAAACAAGACUGAAGGUGAUCAGGAGAGUGGGUGUAAGGGAACCCCUGGGUUCCCUUCCUAGAGGAAAUGCCUGGCCACCUUGAUCAAGUUAAUAGAACUCCUUGUGCCUCAUCCCUCUCCCCAAGAGAUUUUAGAGGUAACCCAUGGAUACUGUAGUGGCAAGAGGUGCUGAUCUGUUCCUUCUCUGGGUCUCCCAGCCUUACCAUGGAAAGCUUUGUGGUUUUUUGGCUAGAGUAUGUGUGAGAGGGGGAGAAGAGAAAGAGGAAUCUGCUGUCUUGUCUUGUGUUUUAAUUGAGGUCAAGCUGAAAGGAGAACCCGGCUUAACUCAUCCCAGGCCUUUGCCCAUCCCAACUGAGUAUCCAAUCUCUUGAGAUAAGGCUAUUAGGCCUUUACAUUCUGAUGGCCUGGGGUAUCUGUCAUCCAGUCCACAUGGAGAACCACAGGACUCAAGGAGAAGUAGAUCCAUCCAUAUUGUAUGAAUUGACCCUCAUGGAUCAGAAUCCUUUGCCAAUACCCAGAUCUUUGGGGGAUGAGGGGUACAUCUUUGCCAGAGACCUGGAUUUUGGAUUGGCAUCCAGGUUUCCCUUGGGCCCCGCCCCAGCCCACACUUUAGCCAAUAUUAAGUCCCUUUUUCUUCCCAAAACACAGAUACAUAGAAAACCCAAUAAAGUCAUUUAGCACUCAGAAGGGAGCUUGGAGAUCAUCUAAUGUGAUAUCCUCAUUUUCCAGAUGAGCAGACUGAGACCCAGAGAAAUGGCUUGCCUAAAUUCUCACAGUGUCUAAUCCCACUGCUCCUAUGUGUCUAAUCCAGGGUUUCAGUGACCCUGUUAUCCUGACUCCAAUUCCAGAGCUUUCCUCCGCCCCCCCCCACCGGUCCCUAACACAAACCUUUUAAAAAUACCUAUACUGGGUGCAGAGCACUCUGCCAGGUGCUGGAGGAGGUAGGGGAGUUUGCAUAAGACCUAGGCCCUACCUUCUACGAAGCCCAGUUUAGGGGAAGUGUGCCUUUGAGAGAAGUAAGGGAUCCUGGCAAGACUCUCCAAGUCAGGAUACAGCUGUAAUGUGUGGGAUGAAUGACUCCAAGAACUUGAAAUGUCAGGAGGAAGGACACACAGAACUCACCUCCAGGAAGCCUCAGGAGCCCUCGCCUCGCUCAAACCAAGGCAUUCAGAAGGGGCCAGUUGUCACCAGACUCAACAGUGGCCCACAUAUAAACCAUUUGGCAAGGCCCAUGGACUAAUGUGUUCUCUUCUGUUUAAGAGCAGUGUUCACUGAGAUAGGUUCAGGCAGUGGAGAGGUCCCAGGGGCCCCAGCCAUACCCUAGGACCUGUGCCCUGCUUACAUCACAUCAGUAUUAUGUGGAUAUUCCAUCAAGGAUGGACCUGGAUAAAGGUUGCCAGCUUCACCUGAUUUGAAGAAGCCCUUUAUUCCAGUUGGACCCUGAUGGCCAGACAUUUCCUACCUAAAUGGACUUUCCCCUCCGAAGGAUGGAUUGCAGAUAGGAAUCUUCUGAUUCUAGAAAUUUUAUUUCAUUCUCUCACAACUCAUGGCUAACCCAACUUUGCAUUUGGGACCCUCCCUGGACAACAGAAUAGAAUGAAUAAGUAAAAUGGCUUAAAGAGGAAAAAAUGAACUGGUCAUUUGGCUGCGGAGGGCACACCAUGGACUUCAUCCACCAUGUUGGGGUUCAUUCUAAGGUGACAUCUUUUGUUCUGUUACAUAUCCAGCCCUCCUUAUACAUUACGCUCCAAGGGUAGGCCUCCAGUCAUUCUGUGCUUGUGCCAGCAGGGAGCUGAGGGGCAGUGGGAUGCUCUGCACUGGGCCACUCCAGCCAGUCAGCACAAGACAAAAAGACUUCAGUUAAGCAAUAAACACAAAAAUCUGGGAAAAGACAUUCAGAGUUUUGUGUGUUAUCAACCCUUUUCUUUUCACACACACACACACACACACACACACACACACACACACACAUACGCAAAUGGAUGAACCUGUCCCUGUGUCUUUUUCUGCUCCCAGAAAGAGAUUUCCUCAGUCAGUGUUGUCCCUCUGCCUGGCCACCUUCUUUGCCAACUUCUCCAUGAGCUCCUCUUGUUUGGAAUACCAGUCACCUAUCACAGGGCCUGUUAUAUUCUUCACGGGUCCCUGCAGCCCUUGCUGCUCACUCCUUCUGCCUAUGGUGUCUCUUCUCCUUUGUCCUUUUCCUCUCUGCCUCCCCAUUGAAGCCUACUGGGCUUCUCUUUCUCCCCACCUCUUUGCACUGCAAAUUCUCAUUGGUUCUCUGCUGGGGAAGAAGUUUUCCCCAGUAGUAUCCUUCAGCCUCCCACUCCCUCCCAUCUGUCUGGUCUUUUUUUCAUUCAUUAAAUAUUUAACCUUCCAUGGCAGACCUCAUUUUAACGCCUCUCACAUACACAUUUUUCCCCUUUUUUCUGAGUUAUUUUGCAUUAACCAACUUUGUCAGCAGUAGAUGAGUAUCAGAGGCUGUCACGAGUGACCUACAGCAGGGAAGAUUUCUGGGCCAUGGAGAACCGUUUAAUUCAUGGACUUAUAAACUGACUGCAUGAGCAAUGAAAAGGCCAAAUUAUUCAGAUUUUUUUUGGAAUCACUGUAAAAAAAAACCCAAUUGAUUUUUUUUGUAUAGAGAACACUAAACGUAUAAUAAAAAUUGUUCAAAACAGA